AGGGUUCACAAGUAUAUGCCAGCUAUGAUAAGAAAAUGACGAAUGCCAAGAUACCAUAAACAUAAACUAGAGGACAAAACUCUUGUUACUGAAACACAAUUUGCAAAAUAAAUAAUGAAAUGCAAAGUUGCAGAUUAGUCCACUCGUAUCGUUCCCCAAUUUCUUCUGCAACUUCCUCAUCAUGGACCUCCAAUUAUUAUCCUUUCCGAUCAUUCUCUGUUUUGUUUUCUUUAUGCUGAUGGUGCGGAAAAUAGGGAAGAAAUCAACUUCAAAUCUACCACCAGGACCAUGGAAGCUACCCUUCAUAGGAAACCUGCACCAGCUGGUUGGCUCUCAACCCCACCAUGUGCUUCAGGACUUAGCCAAAAAGCAUGGACCAUUGAUGUACCUACAACUCAGUGAAGUUCCUACUCUAGUUGUUUCUUCUGCAGAAUAUGCAAAAGAGGUAAUGAAAACUCAUGACCUUGUCUUUGCUUCAAGGCCUAGAAUACUUGCUUCAGAGAUCAUGUCUUAUAAUUCCACCAAUAUAUUGUUUUCACCUCAUGGUGAGUACUGGAGGCAACUACGAAAAAUUUGUACAAUAGAGCUCUUGAGUACGAAACGAGUUCAGUCAUUCCGUCCAAUUAGAGAAGAAGUAAUGUCAGAAGUCAUCGAAUGGAUCUUCUCACAAGCGGGAUCAGCAAUCAACCUGACACAAAAGAUAUUCUCUUCAACAUACACCUUAUCAUCUAGGGUGACCCUUGGUAGGGAAUUCGGAUACGAGAAAGAAUUCAUAUCAAUUACCGAGGAAUCCACAAAGCUAGGAGCAGGAUUCAACAUAGCAGAUGUGUUCCCUUCCAUCAAAUUGCUCCAUUGGAUUAGUGGGGUGCGCUCUAAACUAAAGAAGAUGCAUGAACAAAGUGACAGAAUGCUGGGACACAUUAUCAAUGAACACUUACAGCGCAGGGCGACAUCAAAGGUUGAAAAGGAUGAAGAUUUGGUUGACGUUCUUUUGAAACUUCAUGAGCAGGGCAACCAUGAAUUUUCGUUAACUAUGGACAAUGUCAAAGCAGUGAUUCUGGAUAUGUUAGCUGCUGGAAGUGAAACAUCAUCCACGACAGUUGAUUGGGCUAUGGCGGAAAUGAUGAAAAACCCAAAGGUAAUGGAAAAGGCACAAGCUGAGGUGAGACAAGUGUUUGGUAGCAGAGCAAGUAUUGAUGAAACAGGCAUUUCUGAACUAAAAUAUUUGAUGUUGGUUGUUAAAGAAACUCUGAGGUUACACCCCGCUGCUCCCUUAUUACUUCCAAGAGAAAAUUCGGAGAGAUGUGAGAUCAAUAACUACGAGAUACCUAUCAAAACCAAAGUAAUUGUGAAUGCAUGGGCUAUUGCAAGAGAUCCCAAGUAUUGGACUGAACCUGAAAAAUUCUAUCCAGAGAGGUUUCUAGAUAGCUCAAUAGAGUUCAAAGGAACUGAUUUUGAAUAUAUCCCUUUUGGUGCUGGAAGGAGGAUUUGUCCCGGCAUAACUUUUGGUCUUGCCACCGUGGAACUUCAUCUUUCACAGUUGUUGUAUUAUUUUGAUUGGAAACUUCCCAAUGAAAUGAAGCCCGAUGAUCUUGACAUGACCGAGGAAUUUGGUGCAUCGGUUAGCAGAAGAGAUGACUUGUACUUAAUCCCCAUCCCCUAUCACUCUUCCCUGUUUUCUAAGCCUUGAAGGGCAUCAAAGUACCUUUUUACUUACGAGAGCAAUAACUGUAUCCCUAUCCUUCUUAGUUCACAUGUUCCUGCGUUGAUAAACUUUGUUCGCCAGUUCUCUGAUAAGCAGUAACUUUCAAAGUUAAGCCUAGAAAGUCAGAUCAAUAGAUUAUUCUCAACUGAUUGACGAUGUGGGUUACCAUGCAACUGUGUGAGGCUUUUAAUCAAAUACUUGGUAUGCUU
Messenger RNA from Tripterygium wilfordii, 1914 nucleotides. RefSeq names its product cytochrome P450 71D9-like. Bases 182 to 1690 code for a protein of 502 amino acids. The transcript has 2 exons. Lineage: Eukaryota; Viridiplantae; Streptophyta; Magnoliopsida; Celastrales; Celastraceae. Gene Ontology annotation, molecular function: oxidoreductase activity, acting on paired donors, with incorporation or reduction of molecular oxygen; monooxygenase activity; iron ion binding. The record is from RefSeq and is a predicted model, not a curated record.